UUGCGCGAGCCGCCGGCCGACUCCGGGGGUGGCGCACGCGCACAGGGUUUUGAGAGAGGGCGCGCGGGGCGGCUACUAGUGGCUGUUGGUGGCGCGAGGGCUUCGUUCCAUCCGGGUGGGAGGGGCGGCUCGCGGUCUGCUUUUUGCAAGCUGCCAAAAAUUAAAAAAAAAAAAAAUUAGAGGCAAGCAACCGCCCGCCGCGCGAGCAGCUGAAAGGAGCAUGUCUGCAGGCAGGGCCAAGAAAGUGAAGAUGGCCACCAAGUCCUGCCCAGAGUGCGACCAGCAGGUUCCCGUUGCAUGCAAAUCCUGUCCGUGUGGUUAUAUAUUUAUUAGUCGAAAACUCUUGCAUGCGAAACGUUCGGAAAGGCUGCCCUCCUCUUCAGAUAGCAGAAGCGAAGCCAAGAGAAGACGAACAGAGAGAGUCAGAAGAGAGAGGAUUAACUCUGUGGUAAAUAAAGACUUAGAAAACAGAAGACGGUCCAGAUCCAACAGCCAAUCAGACCACAGUAGGAGAGGAAGAGGGCGGCCAAAGACUGCCAAAAAGCAUGAAGAAGAAAGAGAGAAACAGGAGAAAGAAGUUGAUAUGUACGCAAACCUAUCUGACGAAAAGGCUUUCGUAUUUUCAGUGGCCUUGGCAGAAAUAAACAGAAAAAUUAUCAACCAGAGACUUAUUCUUUGAUUAUCUGGUGAGCACAAAUGCAUGCAGUGAUGUUCAGUCCGAGUAGUGGAUCUCGAACAUUCGAUGGCCUCUUAAGCUGCGCAUGCCAACAUCUGCAUCAGUGAAGGCUGUAGCUUUUUCCUGGCUGAAACUCUGCUACUGCUGCUCUUUGGGGAGCCUACAGACUGUGUUGUUCCAGCUAAUUGUCAAGAAGUAAAAAGAUCAGUACUCUGCCGGGGUGGGGGUGGGGGGAGAAUCAAAAGCAAAGACCCUUUAAUUCUACAAAGGCAGCUUCUAGAAGAAUGUACAAAGUUCGCUCUUCUGAACAUUUGCUCUAAAUUUGCUGCCUAAAAUGCAAUAUUUUAAUUAACUUAAACUUCCUCUACUACAUAGAUUCCAGAUUUUCAACUGUAUUGAAGCUUACAUGUAUAUAGUUAUGCUAACCUUUUAAUAAAUUGGUAUUCUGGUAUUUUAUUGA
This is a messenger RNA of Hemicordylus capensis (graceful crag lizard), 1136 nucleotides long. It is a transcript of the gene HDIP1, whose product is annotated as chromosome 9 C16orf87 homolog. The record is from RefSeq and is a predicted model, not a curated record. The transcript has 4 exons. Bases 221 to 679 code for a protein of 152 amino acids. Lineage: Eukaryota; Metazoa; Chordata; Lepidosauria; Squamata; Cordylidae.